AUGAAUUCAUCAUCUUAUGGCCACAAUGUGUCAAAUGCUGUUGGUCAAAGAGACUCUUACAGUGCAGCUGUGGCUAAAAAUGUGGUUGUUCUGACUCUUGGACUCACAAUCAACUACAUAAAUGGAUCCCUGAUUUACACGUUCAGAAAACACCAGAUAUUUUAUAUGAAUCCUCGUUACAUCCUAUUCAUCCACCUGGUGGUCAAUGAUAUGAUUCAGCUCACUACAACAAUCAUCCUGCUUGUGUUAAGUUAUACUAUCUACAAAAUAAAUUUUUCCCUUUGUUGUGUGCUCAUUAUCUUUGCUGUGUUCACCACCAUUAACUCUCCACUAAAUCUAGCUGUCAUGGCAGUGGAAUGCUAUAUUGCUAUUUGUUUACCACUGCAACAUGCAGAGCUCUGCACUAUUAAAAGAACAUAUAUCCUGAUCAGUUUUAUCUGGGCAGUGAGUGCAAUGACAACCCUGUCUGACGUGUUUUUUAUGAUUGUGACCGAGCCCAUAAAGUUAUUCUUUUCUACUGUUGUGUGUAUUCCAGAGGAAAUCUUUAGAAAUCCCAUUAUUGCUAAAAAGAAAAAUGUGUUGUAUAUAAUCUAUCUUGUUGGUGUUUGGCUGACCCUCUUAUAUUCUUACUUCCAAAUAUUCUUUGCGGCAAAAGCAGUUAAAUCAGCUAAUGCAGAUGCAAAGAAGGCCAGGAACACCAUCGUGCUUCAUGGCUUUCAGUUACUAUUGUGCAUGCUGACCUAUGUAUUCCCAAAUGUUCUACAGUUUCUGUUGAAUUUGUUCCCUAAAAAUUAUUUACAUGUGUACUUUGUUUGCUAUAUCAUCAUUCAGGUCCUUCCUAGAUUUGUCAGUCCUAUUGUAUAUGGGAUACGAGACACAACAUUUAGACAGCACUUAAGAAAACAUCAGCUGUGCAUCACAAAACAGACUAGAUAG
Molecule: messenger RNA, 936 nt
Organism: Sphaeramia orbicularis (orbiculate cardinalfish)
Lineage: Eukaryota; Metazoa; Chordata; Actinopteri; Kurtiformes; Apogonidae
Product: odorant receptor 131-2-like
Exons: 2
Coding region: 1-936 (311 amino acids)
Biological process (GO): G protein-coupled receptor signaling pathway; detection of chemical stimulus involved in sensory perception of smell
Cellular component (GO): membrane
Molecular function (GO): G protein-coupled receptor activity; olfactory receptor activity; odorant binding
Source: RefSeq, a predicted model, not a curated record